AUGAUUCGGAAAGAUUCGAAAAGAUGGUGGUCGACAUGGAGGUAGAGGAAGCAAAAGAGAAUGUUUUAAAACUUAUGAAGGAAAGGGAUAAAAUUGAAGCGGAAUUGAAAUCCAUGAAAGACGCCCUGGAUGCUAAUCAUGUGGGAAUGACAGAACCGCUGGUGGACCCAGAUGGAUUUCCAAGGCAAGAUAUUGACGUUUAUCAGGUUCGGCAUGCUCGUCACAAGAUAAUAUGCCUGCAAAAUGAUUACAAAAUUCUUAUGCAGAAAAUAGAAGAAGGUUUGCAUAGAGUUCAUGAACUGACAAGAAGCGAAGACGGUCCAUCUCCUGCUUCAACGAAUACCGUGCAAGAAGCGGUACUUUCCGAACCAUUCCUUAAAGUGAAUUUAGUGUCAUCUGGUUCUCCAGCAGAGCUUGCGGGAAUACGAGUUGAUGAUUUAAUUCUUGAAUUUGGUUCCAUCGAUUCAAGAAAUUUUAGGACCUUGAAAGAUAUUGGUGACCUGGUUGAGCACAGUCGAUAUAAAACCAUCUUACUAAAAAUCAAACGUGGCUACAAUACUAUCGUCUUAUCGUUAAUCCCUAGACCUUGGAGCGGUAAUGGCCUUCUUGGUUGCAACGUGGUACCCUUGGAAGUCGUCGAAAGAUAAAAAUAGAUUAAUAUAAAUACUAACCGUUCUGUUCAAAAAGUUUUCUUUUAGAUUUACUAUUUCUAUGGUUCAAAAUAAAUACAUUUUUUAAACGAUACAUAAAUAUACAUGAUGUUCUACUUUGA
Messenger RNA from Orussus abietinus, 772 nucleotides. Its product is annotated as 26S proteasome non-ATPase regulatory subunit 9. Gene Ontology annotation, molecular function: protein binding. Gene Ontology annotation, biological process: proteasome regulatory particle assembly. The record is from RefSeq and is a predicted model, not a curated record. Lineage: Eukaryota; Metazoa; Arthropoda; Insecta; Hymenoptera; Orussidae. Gene Ontology annotation, cellular component: cytoplasm; nucleus. The transcript has 4 exons. Bases 24 to 647 code for a protein of 207 amino acids.